This is a messenger RNA of Trametes versicolor FP-101664 SS1, 1018 nucleotides long. RefSeq names its product proteasome component pts1. Bases 12 to 944 code for a protein of 310 amino acids. Gene Ontology annotation, cellular component: proteasome core complex. The transcript is spliced from 7 exons. The record is from RefSeq and is a predicted model, not a curated record. NCBI's taxonomy places the organism in Eukaryota, Fungi, Basidiomycota, Agaricomycetes, Polyporales, Polyporaceae. Gene Ontology annotation, molecular function: threonine-type endopeptidase activity.
CCUCGACCACCAUGAACUCCUUCCUCACCCGCUACUCCUCAACAUCACCCGACGCCGACAUCCGCAAGGCGAAGGAGCUCUAUGGCGAAGACGAAGAUGUCUCUGAGAUGAUGUGGGGCUCGGCGGGCGGCUUCGGCAACCUCGCCAAGGGCGUGCCCUCAUUCAAGAUUCCUGCAGUAGCAGACCCUUCAUCAUUCCUGCGCAUGCACACGGACGACCAUGCAGACCCCUCUUGCCGUAUCAAAAUCAAGCACGGUACGACGACGUUGGCCUUCAGAUACAAGGGCGGUGUGAUUGUCGCGGUCGAUUCUCGGGCUACGGCGGGCAGCUAUGUUGCAUCCGGGACGGUGAAGAAGGUCAUCGAGAUCAACCCCUACCUACUGGGUACCAUGGCCGGUGGCGCUGCCGACUGCCAAUACUGGGAGACAUACCUCGGUAUCCAGUGCAGGCUGCAUGAACUCCGCAAUCGCGAGCGCAUCUCGGUCGCUGCCGCGAGCAAGUACUUGAGCAACCUCGUGUACAGCUACAAGGGAAUGGGUCUCAGCAUGGGUACUAUGAUCUGCGGAUGGGACAAGACUGGUCCCGCAAUCUUCUACGUCGACUCUGACGGAUCCCGGCUCAAGGGCGAUCUGUUCUCCGUUGGUUCCGGUAGCACAUUCGCGUAUGGUGUGCUCGACCAAGGAUACAAGUGGGACCUGACAGACGAGGAGGCCCACGAGUUGGGCAGGCGCAGCAUCUACGCUGCCGGUCACCGAGACGCGUUCUCCGGUAACACCGUCAACCUAUACCAUGUCCAGCAAGACGGCUGGAAGUUCAUCGGGAACUACGACGUUUCGGAGCUGCACUACAACGGCCCCGGCGACAAUGUUCCUGGUGCGCCCGGGGGUGGUUAUGGAUACGACAUCCGUGUCGAGGGCCGUAGUUCGUCUAACGCGCCUGCGUAGAAUAUGGAGUGGUAUCGCAGUGUAUAGUAUCAGCUGUUGCAACAUAUUUCUGGACUUUGCGUCGUUGACUGCUG